UCCCAUUGUUGCCCGCUAGGAUCCCAUCAGAUUGAUUGAUGCCCUGCCCUUGGCCGUUUUGGAGCGCAUCUCGGUCCACACAUUGCUUUCCAAUCCACACCCUCCGCCUGCGACAGCCUGCGACAGCCUGUGACUCGGAGGAGAACAAUCUAGGCCACCGGCAACUCACCUCCUUCUUGUUCUCUAGCUCGAUAUCAGCCGCAGGAACCUAUCCCUUGCAUGCCUUGGACUGCCCCACCGCGCUGUCGCCAUCUCUCCCAAAACUUCCGAAUCGAACCAAACGCAAAAAAAGAGUCUUUGGUGGCUCGUGUCAUCCAUCAGAAUUCCCGAUUUCGACCGCCGUUGCCCAGAAAGGUAUUACAUUGGCACCCUGCCCCUAGAUACCUCCAACCCGCCUCGACUAUUCAACCUACAUACCCUUCUUUCACCAGACUCAUACACUGUGCUUGUCCGUGGGACUGACGAAGACAUGCCCAGGUCGGGGUCGCCACUCUCCAACUCACUCCCCCCUCUUGUCUUUGGGACCGCCACUUUCAAUUAUCAGUACAAUGUCGACCCAUACGCAUUGGGUCCCACGUCUCUCGUCCAGAAGGCCCUUGCACAAGGAGUCCAUGCUUUUGACACCUCUCCUUACUAUGGGCCGGCGGAAGAGAUCCUCGGGACUGCUUUGGACACCGACCUAGUCCGACGACACUAUCCGCGGGAUCAGUACUUCAUCCUUACAAAAGUUGGCCGCGUCGCCGCCGAUAUCUUCGAUUAUUCCCCAUCUUGGAUCCGACAAAGCGUCCAGAGAAGCUGCAAACGUCUGAGGACUAAUUACCUCGACGUCGUCUACUGCCAUGAUUGCGAGUUCGUCUCGCCAGAGGAAGUGCUCUGCGCCGUAAGAGAGCUCCGUCGCAUCCGGGACGAAGAAGGCACCGUCCAUUAUGUCGGUAUCUCCGGCUACCCUGUGCUGGUUCUUUGCGAGCUGGCUGAAAUGAUUCUGCGAGAGACCGGCGAACCACUGGACAUUGUUCAAUCAUAUGCGAAUUUCACCCUGCAGAACACUCGACUGCUUUCGGAUGGUCUCCAGCGGCUCGUGAACGCCGGGGUAGAUGUUGUGACAAAUGCUAGUCCCCUUGGAAUGGGCCUGUUGAGGUCGACCGGUCCUCCGGUGGGAGCCAUGGGCAAUUGGCAUCCGGCCCCAGAUGGCCUCCGACAAGCCUGCAUCAACGCCGCAAAAUGGGCAGAGUUCAGAGGAGAAAAGCUAGAGGUUGUUGCAGUCAGAUUCGCCCUUGAAAACUGGCUACGGGAAGGCGCCAAAGUCGGUUCCCUGGGUGACCCCCUAGGAAAUACCGACGUAUCUUAUGGCCACGCUCUCAGCUUGCCUCGGGAAAGGCUCGGUGUCAGCGUCAUGGGGGUCAGUAAGGUGGAAGAGCUCGACGAGACGAUGCGAGUGUGGAGAAGCGUUCUCGAUGGUCUAGCCGAUGAUCUCGAUGCCGAACCUGGGACCAUUACUCCCUCCGACUCCGUUACUGAUCAUGAGUGGUCUCUAGCGCGGCGGCAGACCAUCCGCGAACUCGCCAAAGGCAUUCGGGGGGUUAUCGGCUCUCAAUGGGUUGACUAUGCCUGGGAGUCUCCCGAUCCAGGCUUUUUCAAUCAAAGAGAGAGGAAGGACGAUGUUGUGGUUAAUGAAGUUGAAGUCUCUGCUGCUCCCGACACAACGAUGCUCACACCUCCCUCCGAAGCCGACGACAAUGGGGUACCAACGGACGUUCCGCCUCUAUGCUCUGAAGCAUGAUUGCAAACCAAGUGUUGUUCAGUGUAUGAAGUGGAUUAUCACUAUUAAAGUUAUCUUUCGGUGGAUUUUGCCGGCCGCCAACUUCUGUCACUUCAACCUCAGUUGCCCCCGGUUGAGAGGUUCGCGACGGCAGGGAUCGCGGCAAUCGCGCAUCUCGAGCUGCUGCGGCAAUCUACGAAAUAUUCUGAUCUGAUCAUAGACCGUCAAGGAGAUGAAUUUAGACUUCACCGAAAUGUCGUUUACUCUCAGUUUGCAAUGUUUGACACAAAACACAACGAAACAUUCGAGAUGGCCGACCCGGCUUUCCAAUCUUGCGCAAUUACAACGUUCCUCGAGGAAGCCCUAGACAUUUCAGCGGCCGUCCACAGAAGGAAUCUGACAUGAUGGCGAGUCUUAUUCUCUCCUUGUACCUAUCGGCAUUUUGCCCACGGCUUAUCUGGGCCAGGAGAGAAGAAUAUGCCGAGGCCAAAUGCCCCACGGCGCUUUUGAAAGAGAGAGACGGCUGGGCCUAAGAUGUCCCCCCAAAGUCAAGGUCCUUGGUUCCAAGACACUCGAGAUGCUCUCAGCCCAAGGCCCUGCAGAAGCUUGCGUGCGACCGGUCGACCAGGCAUUUCGAGGUCGAUUUGGGUGCGUCUUGUCGCGGGGAGCUCACUGAGAAUUUAUCGGUGUCAGGCAAAUUGUAGUAUGCAGUCUUUCGCCAGUCGAUAAACGCAGCCAUCGUAGCCAGUAUGAGCACCCCAUAGAUCCUAUUCGAUUCUCCUCGAUAGAAUCCCCUACCAACCUUGCUUCGUGGUGAAGCGCAGGCGAGCGCCUUCCCAUAGCAUCUCGCGAAGCUACAGUAAUUGUUGGACGCGAAAGAUCGUGACAGUCCCCACAGGGGUCGGGUUAGAUCCAACUGAUAAUACCAAACUUGAGCAAGCUCUAAAGCAGUGUCACUUAUCCUGUGGUUG
Cladophialophora immunda is the source of this 2730-nucleotide messenger RNA. RefSeq lists its product as uncharacterized. The transcript is spliced from 2 exons. Gene Ontology annotation, molecular function: D-arabinose 1-dehydrogenase [NAD(P)+] activity. Lineage: Eukaryota; Fungi; Ascomycota; Eurotiomycetes; Chaetothyriales; Herpotrichiellaceae. The record is from RefSeq and is a predicted model, not a curated record. Bases 470 to 1780 code for a protein of 436 amino acids. Gene Ontology annotation, cellular component: cytosol. Gene Ontology annotation, biological process: dehydro-D-arabinono-1,4-lactone biosynthetic process.